Bicyclus anynana (squinting bush brown) is the source of this 4395-nucleotide messenger RNA. Its product is annotated as DNA ligase 4. The transcript is spliced from 13 exons. The record is from RefSeq and is a predicted model, not a curated record. Gene Ontology annotation, molecular function: DNA ligase (ATP) activity; protein binding; ATP binding. NCBI's taxonomy places the organism in Eukaryota, Metazoa, Arthropoda, Insecta, Lepidoptera, Nymphalidae. Gene Ontology annotation, cellular component: DNA ligase IV complex; DNA-dependent protein kinase-DNA ligase 4 complex. Gene Ontology annotation, biological process: DNA recombination; double-strand break repair via nonhomologous end joining; nucleotide-excision repair, DNA gap filling. The coding region runs from base 296 to 4270 and encodes 1324 amino acids.
UUCACUUCAUUUUCCACAACAUUUGUCGUCUGUGACACAAAAUAAAUAUGAUAUUUAAAUAACAUUUUGCCAAUAAAUUAUAGAAAAAGAAGGAAGUAAAUAACAUUUAUGAAAUUUUGUUGUCCCUUGUAAUUUGAAUGCAAAGUUAUUGUGGAAAAGAAACAGAGGUAAAUUUAUCAAUUUUACCAACAAUUAAUUUACUAUAUAGCUUGUGAACGUUUUACCGGAAUUUAUAGUGAUUACUGCCGAGGAUCGACAUUGUAAAUUCGAUAAUUUUAUAGAAAAUAAAGCAAUUAUGGAUGUAGAUUCAUCAGAAGGAAGUUCUGCACCAUCACGUGCUGAUAGAGAUGAUGAGAUGGAUGUGGACCAAGCUUUGACCAAUAAAUUUUUAAGUGGAGAGAUGUCUUUCGCUGAGUAUUCAAGUGAAUGGUACCGCGCUGAAGAUGAAGAGGACACGGAAGCCGAACGAAAUGAAGAUGGCGAUGAGGCUGCACAAUCAGUACAAGUAACUGAGAAAUCUUUUCAAAGAAAGCGGAGGAACACGCGCCUUUCUGCAGCACUGGUUGGUCUAAUGGGUGAGGCGAAUAUACGAUUCGCGCGUGGUGAUUUGGAAAUGGCGGAACGUAUGUGCCAUGAAAUUAUAAAGCAAUUGCCUACAGCUGCAGAGCCUUACCAAACGUUAGCUCAAAUAUAUGAGAAUGAUGUGGAUAAAUCCUUGCAGUUCUCAUUGCUUGCUGCACAUCUCGGUCGAGCUGAUGCUGAGGAGUGGUGGCGGCUCGCUGCUAUAUGUAAACAGAGAGAUGACAAGAAACAAGAAAUGAUUUGCUAUACACAGGCCAUCAAGGCUGACCCUCAUAACAUGGGAGCCCACAUGAAGAGGCUUGACUUCUUAAAUGCUUUGGAAGAAAUGAAGUAUCCAGUGAAUACUUUAAAUGUUACAAGAGUAAAGUGUUAUCACAAGAUUGUCAGUUCUUUACCAGCCAGUGAAGGAGAACUAAUAAUGCAAUAUGCUAAAAUGGCAGUCACUUCGUACCACAACAGUGAAGAAAUAGAAAGAGCGCAUGAGGUUAUGGCUACAGCUUACACUAAAUGUGCAUCAUUAUUUACUAUAGAAGAUAUAAACAUUUAUUUAGAAUUGCUUAUUUCUGUUAAACAGUAUCAGACUUGUAUAGAAGUUUUUGUGUCAAAUGUAGGUGUUGAAAUUGAAGCCGAGAUACAAACUAUUAAGAAUGCUAAUGGAGAAAUUGAAGAACACACAAACUACCUGAGCUGUGUAAUUCCCAGUAAAAUGGCCAUAGAUUUAAAAAGUAAAUUACUGGUUUGCUUUAUUCAUUUGGGCUCUUUGAGCCUUGUAGAGACACUAUUGAGUGACUUUCUGAGUAAUGAUGUAGAUAAAGCUGGAGAUCUAUAUAUGGACAUAGAGGAAGCGUUCUCUUCAGUGGGCCAUUACGAGAUGGCCAUUAAAUUACUUGAGCCAUUAGUGAGAAAUACUAAUUUUGAUUUAGGAGCUGUGUGGCUAAAACAUGCAGAAUGUUUGUACAAAUUAGGAAGAGUGGAUGAGGCUGUUGAGUCUUAUUACAAAGUAUUAAAACUUGUUCCACAGCAUCCAAAUGCUCGGAAGAAAUUGUUCAGCAUACUUGAAAAGAAAGGACUCAUUGAGGAUGCAUUAAAUAUUUUGCAACAAGAUUAUAAAUAUGUUGUCAGUGCUAGCUUAUUGUAUGAGCAAUGUCAAGCCCUGAAAAAAUAUAACAAACCAUUAAAGUAUUUGGAGGAUUCGACAUUUUUCCCUAUUCUUAGAUUACUGCUACCUGAUUGUGAACGUGAAAGGGGUGCAUAUAAUUUGAAAGAGACCAAACUUGGUGCUUUAUUGGUAAAAGUAUUAUCUCUGAAUAAACAAUCUGCGGAUGCGCAAAAGUUGUUGAAUUUUCGCUCGAUUCAUUCCUCGACAAAUGAAAGUGACUUUGCCAGCGUGGCGUACUUCGUCUUGAAUAACAGAGCGCAACAAACUACCCCGCAAUUGAAAGUUGGCGCUGUUAACGAAAUUUUGGACAAAAUUGCUAAAGAUGAAGUUGGAAACAAAGCUCCUAUCCUGGAUGAGGCGUUCAGUUACGCUAUAACAAAAUUAACACCUCAAGAGUUCAAAUGGUUUCUUCGAAUUAUAUUGAAAGAUUUGAAGCUCAGCAUGAGUACACAUCGCAUAUUGUCUUGUUUUCAUCCAGACGCCCCUGAACUGUAUAGAAACUGUAGUGAUUUGCAUAAGGUUUGUGACGAGUUGGAAGAUGGUGACGCUCGACCAUUGGAGCUCGGCGUGCAACUGUUCUUUGCGGUGCGACCCAUGCUGUCCGAGCGCAUGGAUGUCACUCAUAUACACCUCGCCCCGAACAAAGCGAACCAUGUCGAAGAUAAGUUUGAUGGGGAAAGAUUUCAGAUGCAUAUGGAUAACAACACUUUCGAGUAUUAUUCGAGAAAGGGUUUCACAUAUUCGAAGAAGUACGGCAAAACGUUUGAAUCUGGCAUACUAACGCCCGAUUUGAGGACUUGUUUUUCAUCGAACGCUCACAAUUUCAUACUUGAUGGUGAAAUGAUGGGUUGGCAUAAGGAAAAACAAUGCUUCGGCUCAAAAGGCAUGGCCUACGACAUAAAGAAGAUAACUGAAAAUUCAUCGUAUCGCGCCUGUUACUGUGUGUUCGAUAUUUUGUACUACAACGGUCGGUCUCUGGUUGGGCCACCAGACAAAGGUGGCUUGCCUCUUAACGAGAGACUCGCAAUAUUGGACGACCUCUUCACAGACGUGCCCGGGGUCAUACAGCACAGUCAACGUGAAACUGUUAAACACGUUUCAGAUGUGGUGAAUGCCAUCAACAAAGCCAUUGACAACCAGGACGAGGGCGUCGUGCUCAAAGACGUCAACUCCUACUACAUCCCCGCGCAACGCAACGCUGGCUGGUUCAAGAUUAAACCCGAGUACACCGAGGGAACUAUGACGGACUUAGAUUUGGUAAUAAUUGGAGCGGAGGAAGCCGUAAACAAGAGACAAGGACGAGCCAAGAGCUUUUUUGUCGCUUGCGCUGACGUUCAGUCGGGUGACAAUAAUCGUCGCUGGGUGUGCGUGGGCCAAGUAGCCAGCGGUGUCACCUACCAGGAAAAAGAACGCCUGUGUGCUCUAUUGGAGAAGAACUGGCGAGUCUCGAGGAACGCGCCGCCGCCCCCGUGUCUGGAAUUCAAUAAAAAGAAGCCGGACUUUUGGAUAUUGCCUGAACAUUCCGUGGCACUGCAAGUUCGUGCCACAGAGUUGGUGCGAGGUUCUGAGUAUGGGUCCACCUAUUCCCUGCGUUUCCCGCGCGUCGAGCGCAUUCGCGACGACAAGCCGGUUGCCGACAUCAUGACUCUGGAGCACUUCAACCAACUCAUUUCUACAAGCAACUCAGUUAUCAAGUUGAGCACAAAACGCAUAGCCGACUCAUCAAUCGAGCCGAUGGAGAGAAAGAUAAAAAGGCCAAGCAAAGCGCUGCAAGUGUCGGACAAAUUCCGCACAAAACUGACCGAAGACGUCGCGGUGACAUCCAAAGCGCUGCUCGGACGGAAACUAUGCGUGCUAUCAGAUGACGAGGACUGCAAGAAAGUGGAUUUGGUGCGGAUCAUACAGUCGCAUGGCGGCAAACAUGUCGAAAAUAGCGGGCCUGAUACGUGGUGUUGUGUGGCUGGUACUAUAACUUUUAAAAUUCGCAAACUGAUAGAGUUACAAAGUGAAGACAUUAUCACCACUUCCUGGCUUCGAUCUCUACCUGCUUCAGACAGUCUGUGCUCGCUGUCGCCUUUAGACAUGCUGUCUAUAAAAUACGAAACUAAAAUGAACUUAUGCAUGGAAUAUGACACGUUUGGAGACAGUUAUAAAGAAGAAUUAGACGAAAACACACUGAGAAAAUGUUUCGCCAAAAUGGAGUCAACAAGAAGGCCAAUAUAUUUAUUGACUCGGGAAAUGCUAGAACUCGAUAGGCAGCUAUUCGGACAAAACAACCCUUUCUCCUUCUUACGUGGCUGUACCAUACAUGUGAGGAACCCCCUGUACGCGACUUUGGCACGAGGGUAUGGGGCCAAAGUUACCGAUGAACCCUCUAUUGCCACCCAUGUGGUCGUACCAACUGGGACGAAGACCGAAGACAUGGACAAUUUGGAUAUAAAUAAAGAAACGAAUGUAGUAAGUGAAGACUGGUUGAAACAGUGUUUUAAAGAAAAUGCAAGGGUUUCCGAAACCGAAUAUUUGUUGUGAUAUUUAUACACUAGACUGUACCUAAUUAUCAGGACGUAUGAACUAUUAUUUACCUAAUUAGGAAUUUACUGAAACAUAUUUUUAUUUAUUUAACUUCAAGUGUGACAAUAAAUUGUGUUAAUAAA